AUGAAAGUCAAGCCAGAGAACAAGCAAGAGAAUCCGCCAAGAAAGAAUGGAUUUCACUGUCCUUUAGAUCCAAAACAAGUCUCAUUAUGGAUCGUUUUCUUUAUCUUCGUCACUUACACCUUUAUUCUUGUCAUUCCUGUAUUUAAUCUCUGGUACAUUCCCUUCUCCUUCGAGGCUCUUGCUGUAAUAUGCUUUGUAUUCUUCACCCUGCGCACAACAUGGAUCGACCCAGCCGAUUUCAGCGUCCGUUACCAGUCGGGCGACCGGCCACAGUUCAAAAAGACGAAAGACAAUCCCCAUGUCAUCAGGAAUCUGUAUUGCCAAAUUUGUAAAAUUAAUGUAGACAAUCGCACAAAACACUGUAGAAACUGUAAUAAAUGUAUAUCUGUCUUUGAUCAUCAUUGCGAUUGGCUGAAUACCUGCGUUGGGGUUAGAAAUUAUCGAUAUUUCAUUGCCACACUGAUAUCAGCUCAAGUGAUGCUCUUUCUCACCUUUCUAUUAAAUUUAUUGGCGGUGGUCGGGCUUUCCGUUGAAUCGAGACCGAUGCUGGUAGACUCUCAUCCGAUUUUAACCGGCACAGAGCUUGGUGUCCUCAUCACUUCUUCAAUUAUCUGCGUAUUGAUACUCGUCAUGCUCUUUUUUGUCGGCCAGCUGUUUGUAUUCCAUUUGAAACUAAUCAAAAACGACCAGACAACGUAUGACUACAUAAUCGCAAAAAGAAAGCUCAAAGAACAGCGAGAAAAAGAAGCGAAAGAAAACGCAGCUCAAAAAGCCCAGGACAAUCAAGCAUUCGAGGUCUGUUCCGAGCCAGGAGGCCUUCCUGAUGAAGAUGAGAUCAUGGACUCCUUUGAGGAGAAGAAGAAGCGUGUUAAAUCUGCAACGGAACGGGCUAAUUCUCAUUCUUUUGACCCACUUCAGACAGUAGCAACAAUCAGCGACGUUCGUAUGGACCACCCCGCUUCCGAAACGUAG
This is a messenger RNA of Oikopleura dioica, 972 nucleotides long. NCBI's taxonomy places the organism in Eukaryota, Metazoa, Chordata, Appendicularia, Copelata, Oikopleuridae. The record is from the annotation of a GenBank genome assembly.